CACCCACACUCAGCUGCAAGCCGAAAACAACAACAAUAGUAUUUCGUAGCAACUGUUGGAAAAAUCGUGUGUUUCUCAGUAUUUCGUGAAAAAUAACCAACAGAAAAUGGUUGAAUCAAUAGCAGAUGACAGCAAAAGCCCGACAGACGACGGGCCUCAGAAUUUGCUGGAUGCAUUCAACGUACAGGACAAAACAAGGGUGUGGGAAUUGAUAGGGCAGCUACCGGCAACCGAUCAAACGGAAGAUCGAUUCGAAGAAGCCUAUGAAGAGUACUCGGAAGUGCUAUCGAAGUAUCAGGAGCAGCCGCACCUGCUGGAUGGAAAUCUGGAAGAGCUGGUGCAGGGGAUUUUGGCUUACAUUUUGGACGCGGAACAGAGUGUGCAAGUGAAACACAGGGCCGCAAAGUAUUUGUAUCAAAUAUGCAAAGUGCGCACAUUCAAAGCCUUCCAAAGGCAUUUGCCCCAUGAAGUUAAACAUUUGAGUUAUGUGCUGGGUUAUUUGGAGCAGCAGGAUUUGGAAGAUUGGAAAAAUUGGGAGACCAGAUUUCUGUGUUUGCUGUGGCUUUCAAUAUUGGUUUUGAAUCCGUUCGACCUGAGCCGACUCGACAGUAACGAUGGGGAGAAAAGUACGAUGGAACGGAUUUACGAAGUAUGCAAAGCCAACUGUCUCAAGGAUGACAGCUGCACUCCGAUUGCUGCCUUUUUGUCCGCUAAGUUUUUGAUUAGAAACGAUGUGAAAACAGUUUAUUUAGAGCAAUUUUUAUGUUGGGCCAGUUCCUGCGCCGAUAUCGUUGUCGAUCCCAAACUUGGUCCUCUGUCAGCGAUUGCAUGUGUUUUAAAACAUGGAAAACGUGAAGAUCUGCUUCAAUAUGUAGAGAAACUUGCCGAGUGGAUACUUCAUCUGGAUUACGACCAAGUGUCUAAGAAUUUCAAAGUUUACAAAAUAUGUAUCAAGAUAUGCCAACGUAUCGGACUGGUUUUGCUUCCUCCUCGAAUCGCAAAGUGGAGAUAUCAACGGGGAGCGCGUUCUCUGCUAGCUAACGUCCAGAAAACGAUUACAACCACAUCCCUGCAGGAGGCCGCAGUCAAAUUGGACGAAUCGUCUCCAGAUGAAGCGGAAGAUGAUGACGACGAAGUUCCAGCUGAGCUCGAGGAAAUCAUCGAACGCUUGCUACUUGGCUUGAAGAGUAACUCUACCAUCGUUCGAUGGAGCUCCGCGAAAGGGAUCGGUCGUUUAACUAACCGGCUUCCAAAGGUUCUCGGCGACGAAGUUGUUUCAUCGGUAAUUGAAUUGGUUAAUCCAUUAGAGCAGGAUGAUGCGUGGCAUGGGGCAUGUCUAGCCCUCGCAGAACUAGCCAAACGCGGCCUGCUGCUUCCAGCGAGACUUCCCGAAAUAGUCCCGUUGCUGUUGCAAGCGCUCGUAUACGAUGAAAUGCAGGGAUACCGAAAUGUUGGGCAAAACAUACGGGAUGCUGCCUGUUACAUGUCUUGGGCUUUCGCUAGGGCAUAUCACCCCGCUAUCCUGCAACCUUUUGUCGAACGUAUUGCAUCCGCUUUGCUGGUGACAGCUGUGUUCGACAGGGAAAUCAACUGCCGAAGGGCUGCCUCUGCCGCUUUCCAGGAAAGCGUUGGCCGACUGGGGAACUUCCCGCAUGGCAUCGAUAUCCUCACGACGGCGGAUUUUUUCUCCGUGGCAGUAAGAAGCAACGCGUUUCUUCAGAUUAGCGAUUUCAUCGCUCAGUUCGAGGAAUACCGGCGGAAGUUGAUUGACCACCUUAUCGCCAGAAAAGUUAACCACUGGGACACCAACAUCCGUGAGCUAUCAGCUCAGGCUUUGAGCAAUCUGGCGAAACGCGACCCUUCGUAUAUGCGGGAAAAGAUCCUCUCCAAAUUGUUCGAUUUGACCGAGACGACGGAUCUCAACGCUCGCCAUGGAGCUACAUUGGCUCUUGGUGAGAUUAUCCUCUCACUUCGGGGACUCGAGGGGGCAGGUUUAAUUCCAAAUCCAUUGAUCGAGCGUGGCGGGCAGCUGGUGAUGAAAUUUCGACAACGUGGACAAUUUAAAGGGAUGAGCGGCACAUAUAUGAAACACGGUUGUGCCAGCUUCAUCAAGAAUUGUAGCGAAGCCCAACUAACACUGACCGAGGAGCAAAUUGAAUCCUGGCAACUAAUUCUUGACGAGUCCAUUAUCGACGAGAAAACAACAACCAGGGAACUAGCAGUCAGUGCGUUUUCAUCCUUCUGCUCGACCUUCUACCGCACGGAGGAUUCAUCUAAGAUGGCCACUCUGAUCGAUGGCUAUCUGAAGGAUCUUCGCAGUACCCAAACCGAACACAAAGCCCAGGGAAUUGUGUCUGCUCUGGGUGUGCUGCCGAAAUUUAUGCUACAACUCCGACUGCGGGAUAUUAUUGACGCGAUAGACGAGAGAACCGUCCUACCGGAAAUGUUUGCCGUGGGAUACAAUCAAUCGGAGAUGAGGCGCGAUUGCAUCAAAGCGUUAGUUAACAUUGUUAAAACGGUUGGCUUCGAGGAUGAUGCUAUGGAUUUGGAUAAAGUUUAUAAAAUCUUCCUGCGCGCGCUGGAAGAGUAUGCAAUCGAUAACCGGGGAGACAUUGGAUCGUGGGUACGUGAGGCUGGCAUCAAUGCCUUGUUUCAAUUCCUGACAUCGUGCCCAGUCAAAUUGCUGACUCCUGAAUAUGUUCAUCAAGCAAUGGUAGGGAUCGCGAAGCAAGCAGUGGAAAGGAUCGAUAAGAUACGAGCUGUUGCCGGCAAAAUGUUUGUCUCUCUACUUUACAGCCAACCAGAAAUUCCACACAUUACUCACAGAGAGGACCUCCAGAAAAUAUUCCCACAGGACAACACAGAAAUCUUGUGGUUAUUCCCGCAUCACACAUUCCCACUGUUCAUCGAACUGCUUAAUUAUCCCGAGUAUGUAGAAAGUAUUACCGGUGGACUAAUAUUAUCUGUUGGGGCUCCAACUGAAUCGCUACAUAGUUGCGCUGCUAAAACAAUGAAUGAAUAUCUAAACACCCAUCAAUCCUUCGUACCCCAUUUCGGGGCAACCGCACUGAAAAUACUUCAAGACAGAUCCAUUAAGGACACUCUUUUCAUGACAUCCACCUUCCAGUUCAUAACGGAGCUGCUGUCGUCCUCUUCGAACUCUCGCAUCCUACUGACGACCGACGAGUGCGCAGACUUUCCGGAGGCGAUUUUCAACCUGAUAAACAACAUCAUCGCACACAACAAGAAACAUCUGAGCUCGGUUUCCGUGUACUGCGCGCUCAUGCUGGCACCGAAGAUCUGCAAGCGGGUUCUCAGCAAGUUGGUGAUGUAUCUGGGAAUGCUUUGUGUUAACAUACGACGCGAGACGGCCCUUAAGAUGUACGAAACCAUACUGGUGUACGGAGAUCAAACAUGCAUUCCGGAGGAGAAUUUGGACGACGUUUUAGCUUGUUUGAGCGAGGAGAAGUGGGAUGGAGAACUGGAAGAAGCCAGAAAAUGGCGGAACAAUCUUUGUCAUCUCAUGGGUAUUAAGCCACCGGUGGCAAGAGUAAAGAAAUAAAGCGCAUAGGUUGCGUUCGUGUGGAAUUGAACACUAUCGGAAAAAAAAUUUAUUGAUUGAAUUUUUCAGUUAUAGAGACUUGAAACUACAAGUUCAUUCACUUCUAGCCUUGGAAAGGUUAAUUGGAUGAUCGAUAAAUGAAUGAUCCUAUAAUUAAAUUAACGAACGAUCGCUUAGUUAGCGAACACGCCACUAUUUGGCUACGAACUCCUUCUGGAACUAAUUGAGCACAAUGCAUUCGUAUUUAUAUUGAACCAGUAUAUGUUAUUUAUUACGCUUUAGAUGCCUCACACACAAUGAUGAUUUAUCCAAUAAAAUAACGCUUCAAAUACA
Toxorhynchites rutilus septentrionalis is the source of this 3895-nucleotide messenger RNA. RefSeq names its product tubulin-specific chaperone D (gene TBCD). Gene Ontology annotation, biological process: tubulin complex assembly; post-chaperonin tubulin folding pathway; microtubule cytoskeleton organization. Gene Ontology annotation, molecular function: beta-tubulin binding; GTPase activator activity. The record is from RefSeq and is a predicted model, not a curated record. Lineage: Eukaryota; Metazoa; Arthropoda; Insecta; Diptera; Culicidae. Gene Ontology annotation, cellular component: lateral plasma membrane. The coding region runs from base 107 to 3562 and encodes 1151 amino acids. The transcript is spliced from 3 exons.